UGUUGGGGGCGGGGGAGGUGAACGAUAGGACCGGAGAGGGAGGCUGUUCGAUCACUGUGGUUAUUCCGUUCCGUGGAUCAGAAGCAGGACUCUUUAUUCCACAGAUCACAGAUCGAUUCUUAUUUCUGACAGCGCAGCUCGAGGUGAGCGCCAGUGAGAAUGACUAUGCCGCACGUAGGGGCCGUGUUUGCAGCAAUAACAGGAGUGAUGGCCAUCCUGCUGCACUCCUCCAUUCACAAGAUAGAGGAAGGACACCUCGCUGUGUACUACAGGGGCGGGGCGUUGUUGACUUCCCCCAACGGUCCUGGAUAUCACAUCAUGCUGCCUUUCAUUACCACCUACAGAUCAGUGCAGACAACUCUCCAAACUGAUGAGAUCAAGAAUGUGCCUUGUGGAACCAGUGGUGGUGUGAUGAUCUAUUUUGACAGAAUAGAAGUAGUUAACAUGCUGAUCCCUUCAGCAGUGGUGGACACUGUGAGGAACUACACUGCCGAUUAUGACAAAACUCUAAUUUUCAACAAGAUUCAUCAUGAACUCAACCAGUUCUGCAGCGUUCACACACUACAGGAGGUCUACAUAGAGCUGUUUGACAUUAUAGAUGAAAAUCUGAAGACUGCUUUGCAGAAAGAUCUCAAUGCGAUGGCACCUGGACUCACAAUACAGGCGGUCCGGGUUACCAAGCCAAAGAUCCCUGAGUCGAUCAGAAGGAACUUUGAACUCAUGGAAGCAGAAAAGACUCGUCUGAUGGUAACAGCUCAGACUCAGAAGGUGGUGGAAAAGGAAGCAGAGACUGAAAGGAAGAAGGCAAUUAUUGAGGCUCAGAAAGUGGCUCUAGUAGCAGAGAUCCAUUUCCAGCAGAAAAUAAUGGAGAAAGAGACGGAGAAGAGGAUCUCUGAAAUAGAGGAUGCUGCUUUCCUGGCCAGGGAGAAGGGCAAAGCUGACGCCGAGUAUUACACUGCUGCCAAGUUCGCUGAAGCAAACAUGAUGAAGUUAACCCCGGAGUACCUGGAGCUGAUGAAGUUCCAAUCCAUAGCAGCUAACAGUAAGAUCUACUUUGGCCAGGACAUCCCGAACAUGUUUGUAGAAGGAGCCAACAGUGCACCUAAGUCCGCUGAAGGAGACAGGAGUGCAGAAGGGCAGUGACUCCACGGGCACAGGACAGGAGAACCUGAUGAGGACUUUGUCUUGUCUGUGGGAUGGAGAGCACUAAACUGAAGUUGUCGGGUGGGAUAGGUUUUCAGCUAGUUUGGUGAUCUACACACUUCAGUCUUAAAUCUAAAUGGCAAAGAAAGUGGGGGGAAAUAUGAGGUAUGAGGCAGAAAAGGCAAGUUAAAAAGGGAAAGUAUUUUCUUCAGCUCCCACUCUUAUAGAAGAGAUGCGUUUUAGGAAUGAGAACGAUGCCAUAGUUAAAAAUCAAAAGCAUAAUUAAUGAUUUUGACUGGGAAGGCGACAGCAAGUCGCCCUAAUUACAUAUGCUUGCAAUCAGUGCAGUGCUGAACUUUGCUUUUGGAUCUGCAUUCAUUUUGUUUGUUCAUUUGUUUGUAUGCAAGAGGAGUGAUUUUUGAUGCUAAUGAACAUGCUUUAUUUUAUUGAAAUUAAUUUCUAAUUUAGCUUAACUGGAAUCUGAUAAGGGAUUCGAUCAUCUCUUGCACUAAAUCACUAGUCUCUCAACAUGGGUCAGUGUGAGGGCUGUUUUAAUCACACCCCAUGCGGAUGACUUGAAUAUGGUGGUGAAGGGUUAAUACAGGAGUACAAGCAUUAAUAAAGUGGUGGAUACAGCAGCGUUCACUACAUGAAGCUCAACUCAAUGUGUGUAUACCGCACAGACUUAGUUUUAUGAUGUUGUUCUAUAACCAAGUGACCUGCCUUUGUUGAAUCUUCACUUGAGCCUGCGUUAAGUAGAAAGUAGAUGUUGUUCUAUUGAUACUCAAGUCUUUAAGGUGGCAGGGCGUUCAGCAUGUGUUCGUAUACAGUGAUGUCAGAUUGGUUGCCUUGUAGGAGUUUAUUGUUGAGAGCGCAGCCGCUACAGAGAAGCUGUACUAAGGCAUUUACUGUGAAGCCAACUGAGAGAAAAAAAAGGCUCUUAAGCUGCUGAAAUCAAAUCAGAUUUUCUUUGAUACAAAUUAUUUCAAGAUGAUCCAUGGUUCAAAGCGAAUUAAUAUGGGCGCGCAUGAAUGGUUGAGUUGAAUUCUAAAGAGACGUUAACACUGGAAGAAGUCGUGAUAUGUCUUCCUUGUCAAGAAGUCUGUAAAUCUUUCUUUCCUCUGUCUGGUUUGGACUAUUAGGGGCGGGGGGGGGGGCAUGCAUGUGGGAAAUUUUUUGGGCUUUUUUUACAUGAUUGGUAGUGCCUGCGUUUGUCUGCUAACUCAGUUCUUACAGGUUAUUUACAGAUUAUUGUGAGGUGGCUCAAUGCACAUUCUCAGGAAACUGAACUUUUAUUUGAAUAAAACGGCUGCUUGAAGCUUAACCCGGCAAAAGACAGUUUUGUAAAACAAAAAAAGAAAAAGAGCUUAAAUGUAGUAUUAUGCUAUGAUUUUUUUUGUCAUAAAAACCCUUAAACUAAAUUUAAAAUCUGUCUCCUGCAAUUAUUUAACGUGACAGUUUUAUAGCAUGUCACCGGUUUGUUACACCAUCUGUUUUCAGAAGGUGUCUGACAUUGAGAUAACACAAAAAAAUCCCCCUGCCACUGUUUACAUUUUUGCGUAACUCAAGAUUUGAUGUAUAACUAAAUUGUCCAAUCUUUGCUUAUUAUUGAAUUAAAAUAACUUUAAUUAUGACACAAGCAACAUGCAACUCCUAAUUCUAAUAGUGUUACACUCAGUAAGACACAAACACAAGCGUGGUUGUAUUACAGUGAAUGUUGAUAUUGCUUGGACUUAAACCUGAUGCAAAUUGGUGCUAGUUUUUGUUGUAUUUAUCAGUUUUUGGAUGUUCUUCAGCUCUGUGGAUCAGAAACAUGGAAAUACUUACACUAUUCAGAAUUCACGCCUUAAACAACAAUGGUUUACCCCAGACUGAAGGAUUCAGUUAUGAUUAUAAACCAAGAGGCUCCACCCUAACCCUAAGACGUUUAGUUCCGGUUUGGAAGUUAAAGGCUGCAUACUGCAUUUGCUUAGAUGGUGGGUUCAAAUAAAGCUACAACAGAAGGGUCUGAAUUUCACUUAAAAGAUGAUUUCCUUUUUUUUGUUCAAUAUUUUGUACAAUCUGUGAAAUUUAAACAUUGUCUCUUUGUUUUAAAAAGGUUUCUAUGACAAAAUGUUUUCAAGUUUUGACAAUGUUCUACAAUAAAACCUAUUUUGGUA
Limanda limanda (common dab) is the source of this 3302-nucleotide messenger RNA. RefSeq names its product ER lipid raft associated 1 (gene erlin1). Gene Ontology annotation, cellular component: endoplasmic reticulum; endoplasmic reticulum membrane. NCBI's taxonomy places the organism in Eukaryota, Metazoa, Chordata, Actinopteri, Pleuronectiformes, Pleuronectidae. The transcript has 12 exons. The coding region runs from base 160 to 1143 and encodes 327 amino acids. The record is from RefSeq and is a predicted model, not a curated record. Gene Ontology annotation, biological process: SREBP signaling pathway. Gene Ontology annotation, molecular function: ubiquitin protein ligase binding; cholesterol binding.